AUGUUAAGGUGUCAUCUUGCUGACACUCCUAUGGAAGCUACUGCAAGGCUUAAGGAGAAAAAAGGUGAACCAGUUGACAAAGGUCGCUAUCAGCUAUUGGUUGGCAAGCUAAUCUACCUCUCUCAUAUACGGCCAAAUAUAGCUAUUACAGUUAGUCUAGUGAGCCAGUUUAUGCUUGAUCCUUAUUCCUUUCAUAUGGAGGUAGUUAUUCGCAUCCUUCGAUAUUUGAAGUCUGCUCCUGGAAAAGGAAUACUUUUAAUUCCCAAUGGCCAUCUAAAAGUUGAAGCUUACACUGAUGCUGAUUGGGCUGGCUCUACAGAUAGAAAAUCCAUCUCUGGAUAUUACUCUUUUGUGGAUGGGAAUCUUGUCACAUGA
Telopea speciosissima is the source of this 375-nucleotide messenger RNA. RefSeq lists its product as uncharacterized. Lineage: Eukaryota; Viridiplantae; Streptophyta; Magnoliopsida; Proteales; Proteaceae. The record is from RefSeq and is a predicted model, not a curated record. The transcript has a single exon. Bases 1 to 375 code for a protein of 124 amino acids.